AAACCCCACUGCACCUCUAACUGCAUUGUUGACUGAAGAGUGUGCAAUGACCUUCAACUCACCGCAUUGACUUGUUCACUUUCAGAGACAAGCAUUUCUUUUGCCCAAAACAUUUGACCGUUUGCGACGGAAUCUUCCAGCGGAAAUCAACAUCCAGGUGACGGCACCUUUAUUUGCUGCAAGGCUGUACGACUAUGGUGUGAAGGAAGGUGAUAAGGAGCUUACGGGUACAAUGGACGCUUCCAGCGCCGUUGAUCUCAGCAUUCCCUUAACUUUCUAUGGUCAAUCGUACAGACGGAUCUACAUACUCAGCAACGGAGCGAUUGGAUUCGACAGAAAUUCACAAAGUUAUUUCCCGAACGUUUUGAAGAACGGGAAAACGCCUUUGAUCGCGCCGCUUUGGAGCCUCAACGACCUCCGUCUUGGCGGUCAUGUUUUCUACCGGGAAUUGACAGCUGGCCGCUCAGUGGAUCGUGCCCGGAGUGAAAUCCGGUAUCAGUACGACAAAACCGUUCGUGUACUAUCAGUGCUGCUUGUAACUUGGAGCAACGUUAAGCCGGUAGGCAGUGCUGCAGGUCCCAGCGAGAAAUCGAAUACGUUUCAAGCAGUCAUCAUCUUGUCGGACAACGGAACGUUUGCAAACUUCGUCUACAAAAACACGGAACUGAGCGCCAACGCGGAAGCGGGAUUCACGAAAGGCGACAGCGAACAUUUCUUUAUUUUGCCCAGUUCCCGAAAUCCAAGCACUCAGCAGCUGAAGGACUUUGGAAACACAGGCAUUCCCGGUGAAUGGAUAUUUCGGAUCGACCUGCCGCGAAUCGUCCGUUGCAAGGAAGGCAUCAAAGGCGACACCUGUGACACAGAAUGUGGCCAAAACGAAUGGGGGAAUGACUGCGAAAACUGCUGUUUUUGCGCGACUGGCUCUUGUGAUCCUACAACUGGCCGCUGUCCCGGCGAAUGUGGCAGAUGUUGGAGAAAUCCACCGUUUUGCCAACGUGAGGAAUGCUUUCAUUUCAGGUGUGCCCUCAACGCAAUUUCAUUUUCCCAACCGGGACGCUGCGGAAUAACGAGCAUCCAGUGUCAAUGUAUGACUGGAUACAAAGGCGACGGUUUCCACUGUGAAGACAUCGACGAGUGCGAGGCGAAAGUCUGUGACAGAAAUGCGCAGUGCGUCAACACGCCCGGAAAAUACUUCUGUCAGUGUCUGCCCGGUUUUACAGGCAACGGGACGGUGUAUCUGGCUUCACACCAACGCUCCGGUGGCCAGUUCGCUUUGCCCAGACGCUCGCUGUCUCACCUGCUCUACGAUUUGAAGCAGCCGCUUGUGAUCUUUGGCCGACAGGUGCACAAGCUAACGGUAAACAGCGGGCUGGUUUCACUGAACAACAUCCUUCCCGUUCGCUACGAAGACCCUAUCGAAAACAGCGGUUUUCGAGGAUUCGCCCCAUUUUACGGUCGCAUCGACCUCACUCAAAGUAACGGCACUGUCAGCGUACAAGAAAGCACAGAGUCGGUCGUACUGACAGCGGCCACUGACAUGAUUUCGCAACACUUUAACCUUCCGAGCUUCAUGGCCAGGUCCGUCGUGAUGAUCAGUUUCGAAGACGUGUCCGCUUCAAGGAAUCAGGGCACAAACACGUUUGUCGUAACCCUCAUUGGGGGAACGCUGAACGGAGCGGAUAGCGCAACGUUUGUCGACUUCAUGUACGAAAAGAUGCAAUGGAGUGAAGGCGCCCAGGCAAUGAUAAUCACGGACAGUUCAGACAAUUCACUUCAGCUGCCCGGAUCCGGAACAGAUGGCGUGAAACUUUUAUCUGUUCUGAGCAACAUAAGGGAACCCGGACAAUGGAUAUUCAGGGUCGAUAAGGAGAAAGUCGAAUACUGUGCGGAGGAAAGCCUUCGUCCACCUUACUGUGAGCAUUCUGAUCACCAAGGUAAUGUUAUAUUAUGUCUUUCGACUUAG
Messenger RNA from Soboliphyme baturini, 1963 nucleotides. The record is from the annotation of a GenBank genome assembly. Lineage: Eukaryota; Metazoa; Nematoda; Enoplea; Dioctophymatida; Soboliphymatidae.